UAGCCAUUGGUUUUUGAGCGCCUCAGGUGCGUUAGUCCGGGUCUUUUCGGCUUUGCCGCGUAUCUCGAUCUCUGACGUCACCUUGAUAUAUAGACGAUCCGCUUCUGGAUCAGUUCAGAUCGAGUUUGAGUGUGUAAGUAGCCGCUACGUGGUGGCAUGGUACAGCUGCAAGUCAAAAGAAGGAUACGGGUAUGGUGCAUUUUAGCUUAUUGGAAAGCUAAACAAUGUGUGAACCAAAUUUGAAUGCGUAAUAGCGUACUUGUAAUAAAGAUAGACACAGGGGUGGUGAUGGUGACGGCCACUGGUAUGCUAUUGGGAUAGAGUGCUUUUUCAGGACCAGGGACAGGUCACCAACGUUACCAUGAAACCGUCUUUAACCAAAGACCCUAUAAAGGAACUCGUCAUGACCGGCUUAACUUCGGAGGUGAUGGACUUACGACUACUGCAGGUGCAAGACACGACCGUGGCAACUUUGACAACUUCAAGCCCGAUGGAGAAUGAGACGAGUUGCGGGGAGCACAUCCUUAACUACGGGCACAUAGAAAAGAUGGUCAUCGGCGUCGUCCUCACGUUGCUUACUUUCCUCACCAUUUGUGGGAAUUUACUGGUAGUUUUGUCGGUAUGUCUCGUCAAGAAGCUUAAACAACCGUCUAAUUACCUUAUCGUGUCUCUGGCCAUUGCGGAUCUGUCAGUUGCCUUGGCAGUUAUGCCGUUCGUCAGCAUCACCGACCUCAUUGGGGGUCAGUGGAUUUUUGGCCGUGUCUUCUGCAAUGUAUUUAUUGCAAUGGACGUGAUGUGCUGUACCGCCUCAAUCAUGACCCUUUGUGUGAUCAGUGUUGAUCGGUACAUGGGUAUAACCAGGCCCUUAACGUACCCUGUACGUCAGAAUGGGAGGUGCAUGGCCAAGACGGUGCUUUUUGUAUGGCUCCUCUCGGCGUCCAUCACUCUCCCUCCUCUGUUCGGCUGGGCGCAGAACGUCAACGAUGGCCAAGUGUGCCUCAUCAGCCAGGACCUUGGCUACACCGUCUACUCCACCGCCGUGGCUUUCUACAUCCCCAUGUCCGUCAUGCUCUUCAUGUACUACCACAUCUACCGUGCGGCCAAAGUCAGUGCCGCCAAGCACACCAUUUCCGGGUUUCCACGCGCGGCGAAGGCAAGCGAGGACGAGGACGAGGGGGGCGGCCGGACGGGGGUGGGUGCGGACUGCGCGGCGGCCGCCCUGAAGCUCCAGCGUGAGGUGGAGGAGUGCGCCAGUUUCUCGCGCCUGCUCCGCAGCGACCGCAAGACCCUGUCCAUCUUCCGGCGUGAGCAGAAAGCGGCGGCCACGCUGGGCGUGGUGGUGGGCGCCUUCAGUGUUUGCUGGCUGCCCUUCUUCCUGCUCUCCACCACCCGGCCGUUCGUCUGUGGCGUGGAGUGCAGCUGCGUGCCGCUCUGGCUGGAGCGCACGUUCCUGUGGCUCGGCUACACCAACUCACUGGUCAACCCCUUCAUCUACGCCUUCUUCAACCGCGACCUGCGCACCACCUACAACAACCUCAUCCGCUGCCGUUACCGCAACAUCAACCGCAAGCUCUCCGCCGUCAGCAUGCACGAGGCCCUCAAGCUCACAGAGAAGCCCAAAGUGGGGCUCUAGUCACCGGGCCGGGUUGGGAGGGCCAGCUGCUCGGAGGUCCAGUCUUUGAAGGACACGGAGAGUUUGGCUGGAGGCCACUGGGUUCAUUUUUUGCAAAUUUGGGGAGAGAGUCAGGUAAAAAAAAAAGGAAGAAAGAGCCAGAGUGAAAGAGUCGUAGAUCUUAUAUAAAGCGCACAGGUAGGUGGCCGUGGACCUUAAGGAGGAGUAAUCCAUCUUCCACUCAGUGCCCGGGUGCAGCUCCCCCCCCCCCCACCUCCCGAUCUAUGCUUUGGAUUGGAUUUGCCUAUCAGGAGGAAAUGAAGUGUAAAAUGUAUAGGGCAUCAGUUUAACCCCCCCCUCCCCCUUAUACUUGGAGGAACAAACUUUCCGUCCUUACCUCACACCAACUUUAGCUCCUAUAUAAGGACUCAUCUCAUAGGUGAGCUGGAAAUGGUGAUUUGUGUUGAAUUCAUGAGGUGGAAGCACGUGACUGGGCAAUACCCUGGAAGAGACUCCUGGCCUCCAGGGUGGCGUGAAGGAUGAGCAGUCCUCUCAAAGGGACCUAUUACUUCUUAAGCCUUUCCCCACUCCGGAGGCUGUCAUUGGCCAGCUUAUCCUGCUGCGAUAAUGCACUCCAACGAGUGUAUUUUACUUUUCGGUCUCAGUGGUGCCAUGAUUUAUGAGCAGAUUCGUUUUUAGUUUGGCUUAACCAGGUCAGAUGUAGACAAUGUACAGAACUGUGUCCUUGCGUCAGUAACUGCAGACGUGUAUUAUUAACACUUUAUUUAUAACUUUUUAGACGCACUGCUGAAUUUGUUAUGUCUGGCAAGCCAUUUUCAGUCCCAUUACUUUAAAAGAGUUCCAGUAGCACACAUUAGUCGUAGGACCAUGUUUGUACUUCUACAGAUGGAGUGUUUUAAAGCUGAACAAGGUGAACAUGAUAGCAUUAGCACAUUUCUCAGAAUAUUUCAAACCUACUUUAGAGAGGUAACGUGUACAGAUGUAAACUAAAAAGGUAAUUUGAAACGAAACCCAGUGCUUUCCUGAUUUGUGAUUUUCACAAAUGCAGGUCUUAAUCAAAAGCUCAAGAGCAGCUGCGAAUAAGAGAUUGAUAUCAAGUGUGCAUACACCAGCGACAAGCCUUCUUCAUGACACCCUCCUCUUAAACCAGCAUUCAACAAACACACACACACACAUUUUACUCAUUCACCAACGAAAGAAACACAACAUUGACUCAAACCCGCUGGAAUGUUUAAUGUUUAAUCUCAUCUUUUGCAUAAUUCCUAGUAGUUCCUCAACAGGUCCUGUAUCACCCCCCACCUCCAUUUUUCAAACUGGCAGCUCGUUGGGAGGUUUCAGAUGUAUAUUUGAUAACAAGCUCUAUGGACAAGACCGAAGGGCAUGAUUGUCAUUAUUAGCUGCCAGACAUUAAUUGUCUGUUGGCAUGGAUAAAAGACAGGGAAGAGCAAAGACUUUCAUAUCGAUCAUUACGGCGACAACAGCAGAUGGCAUCCUGCAAAUCAUCCCCCCCCCCCCGCUCCAGACGUGGGGGUGAUGGUGGGCAUGAGGAGAAUGCUGUCCUCUGAGCACAGCCACUUGAAUUCAGAAAAGGGAUGUUUCUUUUAGUGGUUCUUAUUUGUCUCUUCCACAGCAUUGUGAUGAUGUACAGUUAUGGGCGACCACCUGCCCCGGAAGAGAGAGGGCUAUGACUCAUGGCUCUCCAGAACACUCACGCUACCAGGAUAAUUCCCCUCUAAGCAGCAGCAGACACCAGAGCUUGGCAGCGUGCUACGCUAGUUUUUUUUUAUUUUGUUUGUUUUCUUUUUCUACUGCUGACAGAAAUACACGGGGUCAAUGACUCUUUCAUUAGUCUAUCCCUCUACUUCCUUCAAACUCUGAAAAGAAAGAACAGAGGAGGAAAGACAAACAAUGUGAGGAAAAGAAAAAGGAGCUGUUUUGAGGCACGGCCCAGUAAGUCAUCAGAGAAUCGCCAGAAAAACCCUCAAAUGAUGACUGUCAAGAACGGCAUAGUAUAGGUAACUGAAAAUCAGCCUGGCCACCACACAUGUACAGCCCACUGCAUCAAUCAUCAUGCACUGCUCCCUUGUGUUUCAGAGAGAUGGAGCAUCUGUGGAAAUGAACCAUUGGGAACAAAAAAAACGAGACGAGAAAGGAGAGAACUGACAGAAUGUGAAAUGGGCCCGAACAGCGGAAGAAACCAUGAUUAAGACACAGUGUGUGGAUGCGUGUGUGUGUGUGUGAGAGAGAGAGAGAGAGAGAGAGAGAAAGAGAGCGAGAAAGAGAAAGAAGGAAAAGAGAGAGAACAAAAGAAAUAGAUACCAUGAAAAGGGAAGGAGAGACAAAGUCGGGAUAAAGUGCCCUGACAGCAAAGCCCCUCAGUGGGGGUAUCUCCUGGAUUUAUAGAUCAAAGGGAAUUAUGGGAAAGUGGCCUCAGAGUAAAUGGAAUGUUGCCCGGCCUAACUUGCUUGUCUCCGUGGUGACAGCGGAGAUAACAGAACAAUCGCAUGGAAUACAUACAGUGACCUUGAGUUCUCCCCUCUUUUUCUACCGAGCUCCCUUCUUCCUGGGUGACGAAAUUAGCACUAGUUUCCUCUGCUUGGGUUUGCGCAUCCUAUUUACAACAGUAUAUUUUGAUGUUUUAUUUAUUUAUGUAUUUAUUCAUUGGUUUAUUACGGUCUUUUUCUCUUUAAGAUGAAGAAACAAAACAACAUUCAUUUCAAACGAUUUUCAAGAGAGGAACAUAAAGCGAAGGUGUGGUGAGGGGGGGGGUGCGUGAAAGAAAAGGAGAAAUUGUCUACAAAAAAGCACCCUUGGGGAAGGCAGGGAGUCGCCGGGCAGCUGUGUAGCCACUGUGCGAGAGAGAAAUGGGCCUCGUCACAAAUGGGUCCCCUGUCGCAGACUGCGGAGGACACAUGAGGGCCACUUGGUCCCUGAGGAGUGUACCUUUCGCCUGGAUGUCUCUGUUGUGACAUGCAGAGCAUAAGUUCCAGAGCACACUUGCUGCAUCAGCUUGAACUGUAAUUAGGUUGUUGUUCAUAUUUGUGUGUACAGACAUUGGUCUUCUGUGUAAAGUAGCUGAUGGAUACUAUUUAUGUGAUGUGCAAAAAAAAAAAUUCCUAAAAGAAAAUAACCUAAAAUAAAAAACCUCACCCAGUUUGAUCUGAAACACCCAGUCUGUGGAUAUCUAUUCAGACUACGGGAAUAAACAAAUGCAUCAGCUGUUUGUAGAAAAUUUGUAUGCUUAUUGGUGCUUUGUGCGGGUGUUCGUCGUGUCUUCAAAAGUGACUCAGUCAUUGACUCAUCCAGAACCAUGGUAACAUCAGCCGUCUUUCCUCCAGGCAAAAAGCACCCGUCUACCCAAAAGCACAGGCGAUGUACCAAUUAGUCUAUCAAGCACUCCAGAGAAAAAGAGUGACAGCACAAGCUGUCAGAAACUUCAAGGCCCGCUUCAUGAAUGGUUGUUCAGGGCUAAAAAAAGUGGCUUGAAGUUCCCAUGUACAGGCCAACGCUGUUUAAAAUAGACCCAGUUGUAAGGGGUUGAUUGUAUUGUAUCCGUUUGUGCAACAC
Clupea harengus (Atlantic herring) is the source of this 5200-nucleotide messenger RNA. RefSeq names its product 5-hydroxytryptamine receptor 7 (gene htr7). Gene Ontology annotation, biological process: chemical synaptic transmission; vasoconstriction; positive regulation of MAPK cascade. Gene Ontology annotation, cellular component: plasma membrane. The record is from RefSeq and is a predicted model, not a curated record. Gene Ontology annotation, molecular function: G protein-coupled serotonin receptor activity. NCBI's taxonomy places the organism in Eukaryota, Metazoa, Chordata, Actinopteri, Clupeiformes, Clupeidae.